GUCAAGCCGCUCCUCUUCACCGUGGGGUUCACAGGCUCUGCCUUCGCAUCCGCCGCCAUCUGGCAGUAUGAGUCGCUCAAGUCGCGGGUCCAGACCUAUUUUGAGGAAGCCCGAGCAGACUGGUUGGAUAAAAUACGGCCGCAGAAGCGGGGGGACUUCAGAAAGCAGGUUAACAGAUGGUGGAAUAACCUGACUGAGGGUCAGCGGACUGUGACAGGUAUUAUAGCUGCAAAUGUCUUUGUAUUCUGUUUAUGGAGGCUGCCCGGUAUGCGACGGAUUAUGUUUACGUAUUUCACCUCAGAUCCAUCCUCUAGAGCCCUGUGUUCUCCCAUGCUGCUAUCUACGUUUAGUCACUUCUCUCUAUUCCACAUGGCAGCAAACAUGUAUGUGUUAUGGAGCUUUUCUAGCAGCAUUGUCUCUCUUCUGGGAUGUGAGCAGUUCAUUGCAGUGUAUCUUUCUGCUGGGGUUAUCUCCACUUUUGUCAGUUAUGUUGCUAAAAUGGCCACUGGAAGGUUUGAACCGUCCCUUGGAGCUUCAGGAGCUAUAAUGACUGUCCUUGCAGCCGUAUGUACCAAGAUGCCAGAAGCAAAGCUAGCCAUCAUAUUUCUUCCAAUGUUCACAUUUACAGCAGGAAACGCUUUAAAAGCCAUAAUUGCAUUUGACACUGCUGGGCUUGCUCUAGGCUGGAGACUUUUUGACCAUGCUGCACAUCUUGGGGGAGCUCUCUUUGGAAUGUGGUACGUGACUUACGGCCAUGAGCUCAUAUGGAAGAACAGAGAACCACUGGUGAAAGCUUGGCAUGAAAUGAGGACAAAGAACACAGGAAAAGGAGGAGGUGGAAGAUCUAACUGAUUCCAAUCCUAGAUAUUCCUUAUGCCCUAUAGUGGUAUAUUACUUGAAGACAUGGGAUUGAAUUGGUUUCAAAGUUUUUUUGCUACUCCACAUUAAGCCUCUAAGGAGCUGAAGUUUCUAAUGUAAACUACAGUUACGAAAAUGCAUAUCCAUAGAAAAUGAACUCUUGACAAAGGUGGAACAAUAAAGGUUUUUAUCUUACUGCGCUCUGAGAUAACAGUCUACAUUACAUUUUUAAAGGAGGAAUAAAAAGCUUUCCAAUGAAGUGACCAAAGGCUCUGUGAAAAAACUUCAAAGUGGGGUACAAUUAGUUAAUACUUAGGAAGAUAAACAUUUUUAAAACUGCAGAAGUUAAUGGAUCACACAUCUCCCGAAUAUCCACCAAACUUAAGUGCUUUCCUAGAAGGCACGCGUUAAACACGUUGGACUCAACUUAAGGCUAAUGCGGUGAAGUUCAGUGGUCUUCAUUGUUAAAAAAAUUGGAUAAGCCAAUUGUCUCUUUUGAUCUUAAACUUGAAAUACAUAAAGCAAUACUGGAUUGUUUGCCAAAGCUUACAUACUGGUUAAUGGUCCAGCUUUAUUUGUCAGGUGUGGCUUAUUCAACUUAUGUUUUUCAUUUCUAUCUGCUGCCAAGAUGCUGUUACAUCUGGUUAGAAUUUACUACAAUAACACUUUUCCUUUUUCAUAAUCACUUGCUAUGGAAGAAUGACUUACACUGUGGUUUUGGGUAUUUUUUUUUUUACCAUGAGUUACACUGCUUCCUCUAU
This is a messenger RNA of Egretta garzetta (little egret), 1619 nucleotides long. RefSeq names its product presenilin associated rhomboid like (gene PARL). Gene Ontology annotation, cellular component: membrane. The record is from RefSeq and is a predicted model, not a curated record. Lineage: Eukaryota; Metazoa; Chordata; Aves; Pelecaniformes; Ardeidae. Gene Ontology annotation, molecular function: serine-type endopeptidase activity. The transcript has 9 exons. The annotation marks the transcript as partial.